CAAGGAUUACCGUCAAGCCAGCUCUGCACGCGUGCUUCCACAGAGGGUCUCCUUUAUUUUCUCUCAUGCGUUUUUCUCAGCUCUGUGUUUUUAUCCAUUGAAACAUGCCCCGCUCAUUUUUGGUGAAGAAGAUCAAGCUUGAUGAUUUCUCUUCGUCCAAUGUGGCCACCUCCAAUCAUCAUCACCACCUGGACGACUCGUUCACUUUUGCACGCUCCAUCACAGACUCAGUGACCAGCCUUGGGGUCCGUCUUAGUGAGAAUGGCUACAUCCAGGAUUACAUCACGCCAUCUGUAUACCAGGAGGAGAAGAAGAUGGAGCACAAGCUGGCCUCGCCGGUGUCAGACCCCCUCUACACUCAGGUGAGCAGUGGAGGGGAGUACUGCGACCCCGACCUGAAGCACCCCGACAGCCCGCAGUCUGGCAUGACGGCCAGCGGCUUCUACAGUGGUGAAUCAGAGGCCCUGGCCGAGGGUUACACCAUGGAUGCCUUCUUCAUCUCUGACGGGCGAUCGAGGCGGAAGGCAGACAGCGAGAGUCGGGGAGGGGGCUCUAGAAGCAGCAGCGCCAACGGCGGGGCUCAGGAGAGAGGGGUAGCCGGCACGGCUCGCCACACCUGCAACGAGUGUGGCAAGACGUACGCCACCUCUUCCAACCUCAGCAGACACAAGCAGACGCACCGCAGCCUGGACAGCAAGAUGGCCCGCAAGUGUCCCACCUGUAACAAAGUGUACGUGUCAAUGCCUGCGCUGGCCAUGCACAUCCUCACCCACGACCUCAAGCACAAGUGCGAUGUGUGCAGCAAGGCCUUCAGUCGGCCGUGGCUCCUCCAAGGUCACAUGCGCUCGCACACGGGGGAGAAACCCUUUGCCUGCGCGCACUGUGGCAAAGCCUUUGCUGACCGUUCAAACCUCCGCGCCCACAUGCAAACACACUCUGCCUUCAAGCACUACCGAUGCAAGCGCUGCAAUAAGACCUUCGCUCUCAAGUCCUACCUGAACAAGCACUAUGAGUCAGCUUGCUUCAAGGGCUCUGCAGACGAAGACGACUCUGGAUCAGAAAACUAACAGCGAAGAAGAAGCUAAAUUUUGAACCUCUGUUUGUCGGUUCACAACCAAUAACCCUGUUCACUCUGCCCUCCAUGCCUUUUUUCUUCCCUUUUUUUAGAAAGCAAUAUUUUCACUGAGAUUACGUGAAGAAACUCUAAUGAUUAUGGCAAAGACAAUUUCAAAAGAUGCUGGAUUUUUUCCCUGCACAGUAGCUAAUCGUCCACAGAAACAUACAAUCAAACAACCUUCCCCCAAAUAGAGACUGUAGAUGAUAGUUGUACACAAUUAAGCAACAUGUGCUUGCACGGAUGUGGGCACAUGUAUACACACAUACUAACAGACGCACACAGACAUGCACGCACACUCCACAAAAACACAGAAAUGUACGCACGUGUGCACACACUUACACACACAAUUAUAUAUGAGGCCUGGCAUGUGAAUUUUUAUCAAUGACUAUAAUGAUAUUGAUAUCAAUAGUAAUAAUAUUUAGAUUCCUGAUAUUUUAUAGGAAAUAGUAAAGAGAAAAUGAAAAAAAAAAAACACACACAAAAAAGGACUUACAGUGUUCUUUUGUUUUUUAGAGACAAAAUGACCUCUUGUAUUUUUAUGCUGCUUUUUAUUUGCUAAGAAUUGAAUUCUUUUGCAACUGCCAACAUGAACUUUUUAUGAAAAUGUGAACUAUGACAGUAUUUGCAAAAAAGGGAGAUCAUUUUCAAAAGGUAAAAAGACAAACCCUUUUUUCACACCAAUGUUUCAAUUCAACGGAUGUUAUUUUUCUAUUUGAUUUUUCUAAAUUUAUUUUUUUGUGCUUAUUAUCCCUUG
Molecule: messenger RNA, 1871 nt
Organism: Labrus bergylta (ballan wrasse)
Lineage: Eukaryota; Metazoa; Chordata; Actinopteri; Labriformes; Labridae
Gene: scrt2
Product: scratch family zinc finger 2
Biological process (GO): regulation of DNA-templated transcription
Molecular function (GO): DNA-binding transcription factor activity, RNA polymerase II-specific; RNA polymerase II cis-regulatory region sequence-specific DNA binding
Source: RefSeq, a predicted model, not a curated record